GCGCGAAACGAAAGUGAUGUGAGGCUGCAAGUUGCUAUCAACCGUCAGUGGGAUUUACGGCCAGAGAAAUGGAGCUGCCGCAGAAGAGAAAACGAAUAAGCCAUGAAUUAACCAACUCACAGCCCUCCAACCGCGAAGCGACACCGUCCACCAGCACAAAUGCCCCAGCAGGAGCAGGAGGAGGGUUUGUGGAGGGCUCCAUCGUCCGCAUCUCCAUGCACAACUUCCUCACAUACGAUCACUCAGAAGUUUUCCCGGGUCCCAAACUCAACAUGAUUGUGGGAGCCAACGGCACGGGGAAGUCCAGCAUCGUGUGCGCCAUCUGCCUGGGCCUGGCCGGGAAAACAGCCGUGCUGGGCCGAGGGGACAAGGUUGGUCUGUAUGUGAAGCGAGGGUGUAAUAAAGGUUCAGUUGAAAUUGAGUUAUUCAGAGCGAGUGGAAACUUGAUAAUCACCAGAGAGAUCCAGGUGGAGAACAACCAGUCGUCCUGGAUGCUCAAUAAAAAGCACUCCAGUCAGAAGGCUGUGGAGGAGGCCGUGAAAGAGCUGCACAUUCAGGUCGGCAACUUGUGUCAGUUUCUGCCACAGGAAAAGGUCGGUGAGUUUGCUAAGAUGACUAAGAUUGAGCUUCUUGAAGCCACUGAGAAGUCUGUCGGCCCACCAGAGAUGUAUGAGUUUCACUGCGAGCUCAAGACGUUUCGCAGCAAGGAGAGGGACCUGGAGAAUGUCUGUAAGGAGAAAGCCAACUUCCUAGAGAAGGCCAAGCAGAGGAAUGAGAGGAACAAGCUGGAUGUGGAACGUUACUACAUGAAGAAGAGACACUUGGACAGGAUCCAGAUGCUAGAGAAGAAGAAACCCUGGCUGGAGUAUGAAACGGCACGUAAAGAGCUGGAGGCGGUGAAGAAGGACAGAGAGGAAAUGAAAAGGAAGCUGAAGUCGCUGAAAGAAGCUCAGGAGCCACUGGUCAGAAAGAUCCGGUCGGUGGAGAGUCAGCUCCAGCCCAUCGAGCAGCAGAUGAGGGAGAAGACCACCAGUAUCAGGGAGGUGUCGCAGAAAUGCAAACAGAAACAUGAUCAGCUUGAACUGAGGAGUAAAGAGGUGGAAGACAUCAGACAGGACCUGAGUCUGAAGCAGACGGAGGAGGUGGACCGGCAGAAGCGGAUUGGACACACGCAGCUCAUGAUCCGAGACCUGCAGAAGGAGCUGCAGAACAUGAACAGCAUGGAGGACGUCACGCCUCAGAUCGAGGCUGUGAACGCAGAGCUGAGGACCAUCCAGGAAGAAAAAGCCAAACUGGAGGGCGAGAGUUUGGACCUGCGCAGAGAUAAAGACGAAGCUUAUGGAGAAUUUAUACGUUUGCAGAAUCGUCUGAGGAGUCUGGAGGACAUGAUGAAGGUGAAAGAGGAUAAGCUGCGCAGCCGUUUUCGUGACACGUACACCGCCCUCAUGUGGCUGAGGAAUAACCGUGACCGCUUCGAAGGCAAUGUCCACGAGCCCAUGAUGCUGGUGAUAAAUGUCCGUGAUACUCGGCACGCAAAAUACAUUGAGAGUCACAUCCCUCUGAACGACUUAAGAGCCUUCGUCUUUCAGAGACAGCAUGACAUGGAGAAAUUCAUGAAAGAGGUGCGAGACUCACAGAAGCUACGAGUCAACAGUGUCAUCGCUCCAGCAGAGUCCUGCUCGAACAGACCACCGGCACGACCACUCGAGACUCUGAAGCAAUAUGGCUGCUUCUCGUACUUGCGUGAGCUGUUUGAUGCUCCUGAGGAAGUCAUGAGUUACUUGUGCCAUCAGUACAAAGUCAACGAUGUACCUGUAGGAACAGAGAAGACCAAGAACAUGAUCGAGAAGGUGAUGAGAGAGGUUCAGUUGAGGAUGAUCUACACGGCGGAGGAGAAGUACACCGUGAAGAAGUCCUUCUACUCUAAUAACGUGGCCUCCAGUAACUCGGCCCUGCGGCCCUCACAGUUCCUCACCACAGCCGUGGAUGCAGACGAGAGACGUCACCUGGAGGAGCAGAUGAGAGCAGCAGAGCGGCAGGUGCAGAGAGUUGAUGAACGGAUGGCAGCCAUUCGCGAGCAACAAGCUCAACUAGAGCGGCGUGAUAAUGAGCUGCGUGCUAAGAAGAAGAAGCUGUCUGAGCUGAAAGGCAAGAAGAGACAACUGGAGCAGAAAAUCAGUACAAAACAGGACAGUUUGAGGCAGAUGGAGCAAAGUGAGUUCAACUUGGAGACAAUUGAACAGGAAACGAAUGCCAAGAUCGCUGCUGUAAACAACAAGAAAGUGGCCAUAAUGGAGGAGUAUUUGAGUCACAUGCAGAUGAAGGCCAGGUUGAGUAUGGAGAAGGUGUACUUGGCUCUCCAGAGCGCAGGUCUCUCCGCUGAGAAAACCAAACUGGAGACGGACUGCAGGGACAGUUCCUCUGAACUCAAGCAAGCAGAGGUGGCAUAUACCAAGCUGGACCAGAUAAAGAACAGUCUGCUGAACACAUGCAAGACCCUGAUGAGGAGGGCCAGCGAGAUCUGUAACAUGAUCCCUGGAGAGACGGCGGUCCCGGAGGAACUACAUGCAGCCUUCAGCCAGUUGCCUGAUACACUGGAUGAGAUUGAUGCCAUGUUGAAUGAAGAGAAGACCAGAGCGGAGUGCUUCACCGGCCUCAGUGAUGCUGUGGUGGAGGAAUAUAACCAACGCGAGCAGGAGAUCCAGAACAUGGAGAAGGAGCUGGACGACAAGACCACCGCUCUGACCACUUACCGGCGCAACAUCGCUGAGGCGAAGGAGCGCUGGCUGAAUCCCCUGAAGCUGCUGGUGGAUCAGAUCAACGAGCGCUUCAGUGACUUCUUCCGCUCGAUGCAGUGCGCUGGAGAGGUGGACCUGCACUCGGAGAACGAGGAGGAGUAUGACAAGUACGGCAUCCGCAUCCAGGUGAAGUUUCGCAGUAAUGCGCAGAUGCACGAGCUCACGCCUCACCAUCAGAGCGGAGGAGAGCGCAGUGUGUCCACCAUGCUGUACCUCAUGGCCCUGCAGGAGCUCAACCGAUGCCCCUUCAGAGUGGUGGACGAGAUCAACCAGGGGAUGGACCCUGUCAACGAGAGGCGAGUGUUUGACAUUGUCGUGAGAAGCGCUUGCGGUGUGAACACAUCUCAGUAUUUCUUCAUCACUCCUAAGCUGCUGCAGAACCUGCAGUACGCGGAGCAGAUGACCAUCCUCUGUGUUCACAACGGACCCCACAUGCUGCAGCCGAACAAGUGGCGAGAGAAAGCCUUCCUCAGACGCGCCAGACGCAGACACGUUUCCUGA
Molecule: messenger RNA, 3299 nt
Organism: Rhinichthys klamathensis goyatoka
Lineage: Eukaryota; Metazoa; Chordata; Actinopteri; Cypriniformes; Leuciscidae
Gene: smc5
Product: structural maintenance of chromosomes 5
Exons: 24
Coding region: 69-3299 (1076 amino acids)
Biological process (GO): double-strand break repair via homologous recombination
Cellular component (GO): Smc5-Smc6 complex
Molecular function (GO): ATP binding; ATP hydrolysis activity
Source: RefSeq, a predicted model, not a curated record